GGGAAAGGAAGGAGGGAGGGGGCAAACGGGCUAUGACUAGGGCGAAAGUAGAUACUUUUUACGGCCACAGCGUUAGUAAAUAAAAACACGUAGCCGAAACGUUCGACCGAGCGAAGCAUAUCUAAUUUCAUUUGGUCAAGAUAUGAACGAACAAUUUUCCUUGAACGCUUGGGCCGACGACGCAGGACGACGCGGGCGCUAGAUUGACAAGAUUGGCCAGAAUGGCCGGAAUAGCUGGUUUGCAUGAUGAGGAUGACGAAGCGGUUAACAGUGUGCCGACGAGGUCCUCGAGGUCCACGGGGAGCUGUGAUGCCGGCCUCGCCCUGAGGCUGGCCCUCACGCCGCGCUGUUGAUUCGGCGUCCUGCACCAGGGACACCACGGACCACAGGGCCAUGACUGAUGGAGGGGGUGGCGACCUCGGGGCUCCAGCGAGUCGGCGGAGCUCCGAGGGACUGGAAGAGGUGCGCAUGGUGCGCGCCGACCCGGCGCCCUGGGGCUUCCGGCUGAUGGGCGGCCGCGACUACAGCCACCAGCUCACCGUCACCAGGGUGCUGGGAUGCAGCAUCGCCGAGCACGCGGGCCUCAAGGUGGGCGACGUGCUCCUCAGCGUCAACGGCGCGUCCGUCCGCAGCGCCACGCACAUGGAGGCGCAGGAGGCUCUGCGGGCCGCGGGGGACUCGCUCUCGCUCGGCGUCCUCAGGGGCACGCUGGACAUGCCGCCGCCCUUGGAGGUGGACAAGGAGAUCCCGCUCAUCCAGCCUCCACUGGCGCACGAGCCGGGGCCGCUGCCGGAUGGCGUGGAGGCCUCCGAGGCCACGCCCGACGGGGAAGUCCCGGACACAGGCGCCGCUGACGGCGAGCAGGGCACCGCGGCGGAGCAGGCCGACGAACUGGAGGCCGCCGCCGAGGACACGCCAGCCGACGCACCACCGCAAGAAGAAAAUGCCGAAGAGGCCGAGGAGGACGUCGAGGACGAGGACGAGGGAGAGGAAGAGGAGGAAGAAGAGGAGGAGGAGGAAGACGAGGAGGAGAGGAAGGCCAGGCUCAACAAGAUGGACGGGCUUCGGACGCGCAUGUCCAAGUCCCCCGGCCCCGAGGACAUCAUCCGGAUGCAGGAGAAGGCCCUGGCGCGCAUGGAGCGAGCCCGUGCGCGGAAGGACCGGCCGCCCACCGUGUUCCUGCUGCCGCCCGACCGGCCCGUCAUCCGGCAGCCCCGCGCGCCGCGCGUCCGCCCGCCAGACCCGCCCUUCAAGAAGCUCGUCCAGGAGCGCAUCCGGCGCCGCAAGUGGGCGGAGGACCACCCCGGCGAGGAGUACCCAUUCGCGGAGGAGCUGGGCCGCACGCCGACGCCCGACUCGGAGCUCACGACGCGCGCCACCAUGACGCCCACGCCCACCUUCUCGGACGUGAUCAGCGUGGAGCUGCUCGACGACGCGAGCGAGUUCCUGGACGGCGACGCGGUCCUGGAGACCGACGCCGCCGACGAGGACGGCGCCAGCGUCGGCGGCCGCAGCUCGGCGCUGCGAGAGGACGGCACGGCGUCGCGGGCGUCGCGGGCGUCACGCAACACCCAGGAUGACGUUAAGGACGACCUGCAGGAGGAGGAGGAGCCGGAGGUGCUGACGUCACUGUCCGUGCAAGAAACGGAGCGGCGCGUCGAGGAAGUGACGGCCCAGCUGGACGCACUGCACAACCUGCCGCGCGCGCUGCGGCCCAGCGUGGAGCACAUCAAGGAGGAGCUGCAGCAGGUCGUCGCCUCGCUGCUGCAACAGCUGGAGGACCUCCGUCGCCAGGAGGAGGAGGCGCGGCAGGCCGAGGCGGCGCGCGUGGCGGCGGAGCAGGAGGCGGCGGCGCGUGCGGAGCGGGAGCGGCUGGAGGCGGAGCGCGCCGAGAGGGAGCGCCUGGAACGCCUGCAGGAGGCGCGGCGCCUAGAGGAGGCCAGGGCCGCCAGGCCCGCCUUCAAGACCGACGUCCCCGACUUCAUCCACGAGAUGACUGAGAAGCUGAGCCUGGAGAGGCCCAGCUUCCCGCUCACCCCGCUACCGCGCCCCAUCGUGCUGCCCGGCGGCCGCAAGUGGCGGACCGUGGCGGACGCCUUCAACGAGGACUUCAUCGCCGAGACGCUCACCUCCCAGGCCGAGGUGCUGCUCGGCAAGGCCCUGGGCAACCGGCGGCUUAGCAACACAUUCCCGGCGCUAAUCCACGAGCGGGCCGAGAUCAAUGAGAGUUGUUACGGAUGCGGCAGGAUCAACUUCCUCAAGUACAGCCACAAGCACGACAACCUCAAGAACUCGGCGGUCUACCGGAUGGUGCACGGCCUGGACGACAAGCCCGCCCUCCCCAUCGCGGACCGCCCGGAGAAGAUGCAGGCCGUCAACGACUACUACGAGGCCGCCGCCAGGCAGUCAGCGGCCCCUUCGCCCGUCAGCGAGCUGGGCCGAGUCACCGCCGCGGUCAAGCCCGGCAACACACUGUCGCCGUGACGGCCGUGACCCAGUACCACCACUACCAGUGCCCAGGCCGGGACAUCGGCUCCGAAACACUCCUCACACGCGGCGUUCAUUGCCUCCACAAACCGCGCAGCCCAAGAGUGAAAGGGAAGGGAAAGAAGAGCUCUGAAACUAAAAUUUCUUUCAUAAAUAUUUCAACUACUAAUUUUUUGCCAAUAUUUUUUGUAGCAAGAAAUUUGGUGGUACACAGAUUGCAUCGAUCUGUUUCAUGAACUUCAAAAGUUAUUUUCCCUGAGCUACUUGAUAUUUUCACAGAUUUUUCAAAUGUUUAUGUAUGAGGCUUAUAAUUCAUUAAUCAAUUUUUUCACCAUUAAAAUGCAAUAAAGUUAUUGUUCCAGGAACCACA
Thrips palmi is the source of this 2857-nucleotide messenger RNA. RefSeq lists its product as uncharacterized. NCBI's taxonomy places the organism in Eukaryota, Metazoa, Arthropoda, Insecta, Thysanoptera, Thripidae. The transcript is spliced from 12 exons. The coding region runs from base 394 to 2484 and encodes 696 amino acids. Gene Ontology annotation, cellular component: adherens junction; filamentous actin; stress fiber. Gene Ontology annotation, biological process: muscle structure development; actin cytoskeleton organization. Gene Ontology annotation, molecular function: actin binding; muscle alpha-actinin binding. The record is from RefSeq and is a predicted model, not a curated record.